Messenger RNA from Coprinopsis cinerea okayama7#130, 1239 nucleotides. RefSeq names its product phosphopantothenate-cysteine ligase. Gene Ontology annotation, biological process: coenzyme A biosynthetic process. Gene Ontology annotation, cellular component: nucleus; cytoplasm. The record is from RefSeq and is a predicted model, not a curated record. Lineage: Eukaryota; Fungi; Basidiomycota; Agaricomycetes; Agaricales; Psathyrellaceae. Bases 168 to 1181 code for a protein of 337 amino acids. The transcript is spliced from 6 exons. Gene Ontology annotation, molecular function: phosphopantothenate--cysteine ligase activity.
CUGGGUUUCGUUUUUAUCGCCCUCUGCAGACCCUCGGUAUAGAAAAGAACCCUUAGAACAAGCUCGAGAAGCGAAAAGCCAAGACCGCGGCUAAGACAUACGGAAUUGAAGUCGAUCCAACAUCAACACAAUCUCAAACACCAGUUGCGCGCAGGCCCACGACCACGAUGUACACGGAACCAACGACAUUCUCUGCAGAAGAGUACUUUGCGACUCAACCGCCUCCUCCGACGCUGGACCAUGAUAUCGAGAAAGUGAGGGAGUUCAUUCAGAGGCAGAAUAAGGAAGGGAGGAGUGUUGUUUUGGUUACUAGUGGAGGAACGACAGUCCCUCUAGAGCUCAAUGUCGUUCGAUUCUUGGAUAACUUCAGUGCCGGAACCCGAGGAGCCACCUCCGCGGAAUACUUCCUCAAAGCCGGCUACGCCGUCAUCUUCAUGCACCGCCAGUUCAGUCUGCAACUCUUCAGCCGACAUUACUCCCACUCGACCAACCCCUUCCUCGAUUUCCUCGAAAUCGACGGUCCCCUCUCGGACGCGAACAACUCGAACGACCCCGAUGCCGCACCUAUCAUCUCCGUCACACCCGAAAAGCGCGCAGACUUGCUAGAAGUGCUCUCGAUGUACAAGGACGUGCAUAAAGCUGGGACGUUGCAUACUUUGACGUUUGUCACUGUCAACGAUUACCUGUGGUUGUUGAGGGCUGUGAGUCAGGAGAUGGCUCUGUUGGGGAGGAAGUCGUUGUUCUACCUUGCGGCUGCUGUUAGCGAUUUCUUCUUGCCUAGGCAGAAGAUGUCGAUUCACAAGAUUCAAUCGGGGAAGGGUAGUCUGCAUAUCGAGAUGGACCAGGUACCCAAGAUCCUCAAACCAAUGGUAGACGAGUGGACAAAAGAAGGUUUCAUCGUUUCCUUCAAGCUUGAAACCGACGACAACCUCCUCCUCCCCAAAGCUCGCCAAGCCCUCGAACGCUACGGCCACCAAGUGGUCAUCGGCAACGACCUCCACCGGAGAAAAUUCGAAGUCGUCUUUGUGUCGCGGAAAGAAAGCGAGUUUGAUGAGUACUGGCUUCGAAUUGACCUUGGUGAACACCAUGGACCUGCGCACCAUGCAAAGGAGAUCGAGGAGGAUAUUGUGGCCGAGUUGGUGAAGAGACACAAUGCAUGGAUCGAGAAGGGAAAGUUGUAGAGAAUAGAAGUAUCUAAAAUCAUGUACAACAGAUAUCUAUACCAUUUAUUUCGGGUGG